Messenger RNA from Cantharellus anzutake, 6159 nucleotides. RefSeq lists its product as uncharacterized. Gene Ontology annotation, molecular function: protein binding. NCBI's taxonomy places the organism in Eukaryota, Fungi, Basidiomycota, Agaricomycetes, Cantharellales, Hydnaceae. The record is from RefSeq and is a predicted model, not a curated record. The transcript is spliced from 29 exons. Bases 1 to 6159 code for a protein of 2052 amino acids.
AUGUUCAGCAGUCUUCUUACUCCUCUCAAAACGGCAUUCGAGGAAGUGCGAUCUCCACGUGUUUCUACUGUUAUUCAGGGCACAGUAGAAGAGAGUCCCGAGGACUUCGCACAUGAUGUGCGCGUCGAAAUCAUUCGGCGUACUGUUGAAGAUUUAAAAGUAGCGCCCAACAUCGCGGCUCAGAUCGAGGAGCUCCACCAAAUCGACACUGUUUUGCGUGAAGAUGCUUCGAUGAAGCAAGUGUUCAGCGAAUUAGAUGGCUUUCUCGUACUCGUCAGUGUCUUAUCCACGUUGCGUGAAAUGGACCGUUCUUCUGCCGAGUCACUGAGUACAUGGAGAGAAUAUAUGCGUGUGUGCUUCUCUGUCCUGUGCGUUGCACUCUCAUCAUCUCCGCGCAACCAAACGAUUUUCGAGAAAACAGUGGGGUGGGAGACUUUAAAACAGGCCCUCCACCCGGCAUCUCCUUCAAAUGUUGGUCUUGCUUCCCUUUGGGGACUCCUCUUGAGCCUGGCCUUCAACGAUAUGAAGUUGGAGUCCUUCUUUGUGGAUGCUCCUGAUAUAAGCAACGACCAAACGGCGCCACUGGACUCGCAUAUUCGUCAUUCUCACGAGCGACUGACGAGCCUGAAAAACCCGAAUGCCGUCAUUGCAUUGUUUGAACUACACGUGGAGAUCAUGUCCCCGAGGCAGGCUUCAUAUCUAGUUUUCAGGACGAUCGAACGAAUCGUUUCGAUAUCACAUCGAAAUCAGGCAAUGCUGAACGCACUCGGCCUCGGAGGAUCUGUAUUUGACUACGUUUCGAAGAAGGUACAGCUUUUGCCUACAGAAAGUACUAAACUCGUAGUGCAGAAACUACUAAGGAGACUUCUGGAAAUGGGGGUUCCUACUCUUGAUCAGGCACGAGCCUUGUUCCAGAAUGUCCUCAGAAACUCGGCAGUUGACUCUGAUGCCCUCACUCUACUGAGAAGCGCGAGUCGGGCAAAGUGGCCAUCGUUCUUUUCUUUUAACCAUGCUUCUGCCCUAAUACUUCCGGAUACUCGAGGGAAGGCCUUUCCACCUCUGGCAGGCUUCACUUAUAUGACUUGGAUAUAUGUCGACCGCUAUCCGCUUCCAGAUGAGCCCAUGAUCAUCUUUGGGGCGCGUUCCUCCUCACCCUCGCGGUGGAUUGUGAAACUAAGUUUGCUGAGUGAAGGCGAUCUUGAAUGCGCGACCCCCUCCAUGCAGGAGCCUCUACUUACGAAUGCCGAAAUUGUUCGUAAGGGUCGCUGGACACAUGUUGCGCUGGUUCACUACCCAUCCCGCUCCUCUUCGCCCAAUAUAUGCCUAUACGUCGACGGUCAUGAAAUCCAGUCCGAAUCCUCGGUUUUUCCUAAACCGUCACCUCCACCCACAACUUAUCACAUUGGUUGCGAUCCGUCUUUAUUAGACUUCUUCCCUCAGAGUAAAUGGUCAAUGGCGACUUCACACUUGAUUGGGUGUCCUCUCUCGUCUGAUCUUGUCCUUCUCGCGCAUCAUCUUGGUCCACGAUAUAUUGGGAAUUUCCAAGAUGCAGCAUUGUACCGUUUCCUCACGUACGAAGCUUCAACGUCCCUGAACAUUCACAUGUUUGGCAAUCAAUCUUCUCUCUCCUCGAAAUCAGGAAUAACUGAUGGCGCCAAAGUCAUAUCCAAAGCUCUUGCUGGAGAUGUCGGUUUCAAUGAGGACGACAUCCUGUUGUCCUUGUCACCUUACGGCGUUAAAAACGAUCCUGAUGAAGACGAAAAUUCAGGUGUUCAGGUUGUGACCAAUGCUUCGGGGGUGCAACGAUCGAAUGGCGUUGUCGCCUCGAUGCUGGGCGACGUUUACGUGGCCCAACUAAAAUGUUUGGACGACAGCGUACGUCGGAUGGGUGGUCCAGCUAUCGCAUUGAAGAUCAUCCAAUGUUGCACUACAUCGUCAGACCUGGAGAAUGGGCUCGGUAUCCUCUUUGAUGUGAUCCGCACCAGCUGGCAGAAUUCGGAAGACAUGGAACGGCUUCGUGGAUACGACGUCCUCUCCUCGUUGCUCAGAGCAAAGUCUAGCCUCAUCAAUCAGGCCUGUUUCGAAGUCAUAUUUGAAUCCCUAGGUAUCAAUUUUAGCAAUCCUCGGUGCGUACUUCCUCCUGUGAUAAUUCCGGGGAUUCGAAUCCUCAACGAAAGCAGUGGCGCAACGAUUGUGAAUACAGUUGCUUAUCGAGCCCUUGGAUUGGACUUCCAUUUGUGGUCACUGGUUAACCCGGAUCUUCAAACUGUGUACUGGAGCCAUUUCGAGGUUCUCCUUGAACAAUCCAACUUCAAGCGCUUUAACAGCAAGCAUCGAAUAGCGAGGAAAUUCAACUCCCCUGGCGUGCUGCGGCAGGCACUCUUCGUCUACCAGACUGAUCUGUAUCCUCCGGAGCAAAUACAUCGCAUGGUUGACGCUAUCGCGGUUUUGGCAAGAUCGAAUUGGUCAACGGAUACUACCAUAAAACCCCUUAUUUCAUAUUUAGCCGCGAGACUGCACAGCCCAGAGACAGGGCCAUCGUCCCCACUUUCUCUGCGAUCCCACUUGUCACACAUAGAUAGAGUGCACGCCCACGAGAAAGCGGAGCAGCUGUUGGUUGCUCUUGUAUCGAUUCUCUCGACAGAAACUUUCCUGGCGAAACUGAAUGCGUCGUUACCCCUCUCUCGGAUACUGAUACUGCUACUAGGACCAAAUCCGUCUCCUGUGGUUACAUCCCAGGUUUUGCGUAUCACCGCCCUUCAAUUGCGGACCUUUUCCAACUCUUCCCGCAAGCUCGAACUCUUAAACUUUUGGAGCGUCUUAAAGGUAAUUUUACCCGAAUCAUGGGAUCCACUGGUCCAUAGUGCAGCGUUCGAUCUGCUACUUGGGAGGACCGAAUCUGCCUCUAACUCACAAAUCCCAACGGACGCGGUUGUGAAAUAUCCUCAGAUGCUCCCUCCUAUUUUUGCCUCACUCGAGCACGGGCUCACCAAGCUGCUGGAGCGUAGCAUGCUCAGCGGUGGUCUGGAACUACCCAAUGGUAACCCUCGUUCCUUCGCAACCUCGUUCGUCAGGAUAAUUGACCGACUUCUUUUAGCAACUUCAGCUGCAUCUGAAACAGUUACAGAGGCUAUAAUUGAGGAGUUCGUAAACAUGCAUACAGCCAGUCGCACGUUCCGGGAAGCAUUUAGCUUCAAACUUGUGAUGACGGAACUUGUUUCGCUCCUUCGGACGUUGACGUCCAAAGGGGCCUUCACCCUCCAAGAGCGCAACUCGAUUUCAGGGUUACUGGACAGAUUAAUACAUUUCGCGAACCUAGUUUAUGCCGAUGAUUCACUUAAUUUCUCCCACAAACAAGAGCUGGAGAGCGCCCUCCAAGCCACACAUCUGCCUCCAACCUCUCUCUCCCCUGCCCCUGCAUCAACACGACGGAGGUCCAUUCUUGGUGUUUCGGUCUCCGACCGACGAAGUAUCUCCGAGAGGAAUGCUCAGAAGACGCUCUAUAAAGUGGCUACUUGGCGUGCAGUGGUCAUCUCUACUGAGAAACAGCGUCGGAGAAAGAUGUAUCAGGAUAUGAGAGAAGAACUCCGUGCUUUACAACGACUUACCCAAUGGCUUGUUUUGGUUCAUCACGAAAGGAGCCUUUGGCCACAGAAUACCACGGCCCUUUGGCGUUUGGAUGAAGCUGAGGGUCCCUACCGAGUUCGAAAGAAGCUCGAGCCCGAGAUCGACAAGUUGCUGGAGAAUAAAGCCACGGACAGUCUCACUCGCGAGCUUCUGGAAAUCGAUGACGCAAACUCUGUUGUCGUUGUACACGCUCCUUGGGAUGAAUCAUACAACUUCGACGUCGCUGAAGGUAUCGGCUUGUUCGCUCCUUUCGCUGUUGGUUUAACGAUCUGUUCAGAGGAUGACAAAUGGGAAGAUGAGCUCAUUGAUGACAAGCAUCGCAAAAUUAGACAUGAACUCGAACCAGGUGACGUAAUAGAAGUGGUCAAGAAUGUGGCACGUAUUGUGGGUGUUGAUUCAUCCCCUGGGCUCUUUAUUCUCGGUCGGACGCAUCUAUACGUCAGAGACGGUUUAGUGGAAUCGGCCGACGGCGAGGUUGUGGAUGCGCGUGAUGCACCGAAAGACGUCCUUCAGGUUCCCGGGACACUUCUUGCCGAUCUCGACCCUAACAUACGCGCUCGUCGAUGGAGUUUUGAGGCGUUGGCUGGAUUUAGCACCAGGACACAUCUAUUUCGGGAUGUUUCCCUGGAAAUCUACUUUAGAGACUCACGUAGCCUCCUGUGUGUCUUCCCUAACAAACUAGAUCGACAGGCCGUGCUCUCCAAGCUUCAAAAAGUCAUGACCAAGACUGCAGCGGAGAGUAGUGCUGCAACGGCGACGUUCCGAUCCCCUUUGCUAAAUCUAGUUUCUGCAACUGGUAGGAUUUAUCAGAACCGACCCGAGAUAGACGUGGCUCAGCGGCGGUGGCAAGCGAGAGAAAUCAGUAACUUUGCCUAUCUCAGUAUAAUUAACCAGGCCUCAGGGAGGACACCCAAUGAUCUCACUCAGUACCCCGUUUUCCCUUGGAUUCUCAAGGACUAUACUUCAAAUACAUUGGAUCUGUCCAAACCUGAAACUUUCAGAGAUCUGAAUUGGCCUAUGGGGGCUUUAACAGAAGUUCGGCGAGCCUCAGCAGAGGCCCGAUAUUCUUCCCUGACAGAUAUUGGAGAGCCGCCCUUUCAUUAUGGCACACACUUCUCGUCAAGCAUGAUUACAUCCCACUUUCUCAUUCGGUUACCACCUUUCAGCAAGCACUUCAAAGUUCUUCAGGGAGGCGAUUUUGAUUUACCAGAAAGGCUCUUCGUGGAUGUUCAACGGGCUUACGAAUCCGCCGCACAAGACAGCCGAGGGGAUGUUAGGGAACUAAUCCCUGAAUUUUUCACUUGUCCGGAGUUCCUUGAAAAUUUCUCUGAUCUGGAGCUCGGGGUCAACGCUGGAGGAGAGCAAAUCCAAGAUGUUAAGCUUCCCCCGUGGGCCAAGCGGGAUGCCCUGCUGUUCAUUGCGCUUCAUCGGCAAGCCCUGGAAAGCGAAUACGUUAGCCGAAAUCUGCCCACUUGGAUUGACCUUAUAUGGGGGUGCAGACAGAAAGAUGUGGCAUCUUGGUGCUGUUCAGAUUUGGACAGUAUAGAUGAUCCUCUACAGCUUGCCGCCUCUGUCGGUAUAAUUCAUAAUUUUGGGCAAACACCCAGAAAAAUCUUCUCUUCCCCCCAUCCUCCUCGCUACAUGGACGGCGAACUUUCGCUCCCUCUUGGAACGGCCUACGGCAUUGCAGAACAUCCACACCUUUUAUUUCAAUCAAAUCAACCCAUCAAAUCGACACAAAAUGGUGUUUCAUCCUUAUAUGUUGAUCUUCUCAGUGAGAAAGUCAUUCCGUGUGGCCCCGACUCGCUCAUAGUACCAACUUUUGCACACGAAUCUGUCGAAUGGGGCUUCCAGGACCAAAGCUUGCGAUUAUUUGCGGACAAAAAGCUGGUUCAAAUUGUGGAGUCAGCGUACCUUAGCUGUGCAUGUUUCUGCGACUCCGAGGUCCUCAUCGCAGGAACUUCGGAUAACAUGGUGACAGUGUGGCGGAUACACCGUUCCUCGUCAUCGUCACCGAAGCUCAAGUUGUCCUAUCUGAUGCGUGGGCAUGAAUCAGCUGUACAAUGUGUUGAUGCAUCUCGACCAUGGUCCCUGAUUGUUACCGGUAGCGAUGAUGGUACGGCCAUAUUCUGGGAUCUCAACAGAGCUCACAUCACAGGUGAUGUGGCAACGUGUUCCAUUGACCGCCUUUCGAUACAUACAAUAAACGGGCGUCAUAUCGCUUCCUUGCGACUUGGAGCACACGAGCGAAUCACAUCGCUUGCAUUCCAUGAAAGAGAAACAUCCCUAGUUGGGAUCUUAGCGGCCGGUUCCGCAGAUGGCUCUAUAUCAUUGCGGACAUGGAACCCGAACGAUACUCCGCUGGAAGAGAAGGCAAAGUGGAAGUUCUCUACAGUCCGUAAUCUCAAAAUGCGAAAAGAGCCCGGGUUAGGGAUGUGGCUCCCCACAGUGACAGCACUGAAGUUUGUUGGGGAAAUACUGUACAGUGGAGAUGAAUCUGGACGCAUGUUUAACUGGACACUCCCUGAUUGA